Ostrea edulis (European flat oyster) is the source of this 1400-nucleotide messenger RNA. RefSeq lists its product as uncharacterized. The record is from RefSeq and is a predicted model, not a curated record. The coding region runs from base 774 to 1292 and encodes 172 amino acids. The transcript is spliced from 4 exons. Lineage: Eukaryota; Metazoa; Mollusca; Bivalvia; Ostreida; Ostreidae.
AUAUCUUUUCGUUUAAUGAAUGAUUAAACAUUCUCCUUUGGAAUCUGUACGUACAUGUCGGUAUCCAGAUAUACUGGAGCCCAAUUCAUACCAUUUCCUCAAAAGACAAACUUGCAGAAGUGUAUAGUACCUUGAAUUGCCAUAUGUGACAGGCCUCCAGAUUAGCUAAAUGUCCACAAAAGAACGAGGAUACGUAGACAUUGACUAAGAAAUGCUGAACGAACCAGGUCAUCUGUAAAGAAAACACUAUGUCAACUAUGGAUCCACCAUUUGCGUAAUGACAAGUUGAGGUUCGAGACAUUUGUAUGAAGAAACGUACGUGUACCGUCUGCCUGGUCUGCGACUCGACUGAACGUCACGCAAGGAUUGUUGUUGUUAAAGACUGACAUUUACGAUAUCAGCAAGUAAUUACUUUAUUCAUAAAAGCAACAAUGUGGUUAGGGUAGCCAUUCCCUUCAAAUGAUAUAGGCAACAAAAGUAUAUAAAAAAAAAAAAAAAAAAAAGACCACCAAAAAACACACCUGACAAUCCUCUUCCAUUUUCUAGAAAAUAUAUUUUUCUCUCUGAAAUUAACGCUCCCCUUAAAGGUCAACUGAAACGAUUUUCGAAGUUCGUUUUUCUUAUAAAUUUAGUAAGAAAAUACCAUUCCUUAAUUUUUUUUCAUACAAAUAAUUUUUGUUUCGAUCACCAGGUAGAUACGACAUCGUUAAUUUCAACCCGGAAAAUUUUAUUGUAUGAGUUAUCUGCCCUUUAGGCGAACCUGAAAUUUCAAUAUGGCGGCACGAUAUGAAAGUGAUUCCGACGAUAGUAUUCCUGAGAUAGAUAUAUCACUUAGAGUUAAUGUACAGCCCUACCAGUACGAACCAGUUGUACUGUGCGACUCAUCCCCACUACCGGAAAAUGAUAGUGAGUCAGAAAUCAGCGAGGAUCAAUCGGACGAAUGCCCUUCACCAUCUGAUAUGCAAUGGUGCUUGUGUGGUAAUUGCAUCGCAAUGCCCACAAGAAGGGAGUCUAAAUGUUGCCAUGCAUUUAGUACGAUUGUACCGAGGCUUGAAGAAAUGGGCGUGUCCUGCAUCACGGAUCACGGGGGUUUUGUGGCAAACUGUCUCAACAGAUGGGUUUUGGAAACGUUAUAUUACGAGUACUUUCAAGAUAAUGGUCCCUUGGAGGAGGGGGAAUUGAUUCACAGAGUUUACAGACAUCUAGCGUACAGAAGAUUCGUUCGUUGGAUCUGGCAACGGCUUGAGAAAAAAAAACAACCGGAAAGUUUUUUCAUCCUGUGUUGUGACUAAGAUUAGAAAUUGUUUUCCAUCACAACAGUACUGUGGGUUUAAAUACCCUUCUUAAUUUAUAUAUGUGAUACAUUUUUCAUAAUUGAUAAAAAUACAUAUCAACAACAU